UUUUUUUUCUGUGUAGUAAUUAUAGUAAGGGAGUAUUACCACCACUUAAAUGAUUUUAAUAGGUGCAAACUAAUGUAGUCAGAACAAAGAUAGAUCACUAGGUUGUAGGUAAGUGUAGUCUGUGUUGUACAAGUGUACUUUUGGAUGCUAUAGAUCUGUUGAGAAUUGUGCGGUUAUUGUACAUUUGCUAUGAACUUGCAGCAAUUCGCUUUAAUGCUGAUAAUUCUUUCAUCAUGUACUCACCUUUAUGUCAUGCCAAACUCAUUUGACCAGCAGAUUUAUUAUCAUAUGGACAGCAGAUUUAUUAUUAAAAGCAGUUGUUAUAAGUGGUGUUACCUGAAUUGUUGCGAGUCAAACAACAGCACUGGAAUUGACGUGCUGCAUCCGUCAUGUUGUCAUUAUCAUGUGAUGACCUACACUGUCAGCUGCACCGCUUCACAACUUAUCUCCUGUGGCCUUAUGUGAUAGUAAAGAUCAGAUGUGCACUCCAGAAUCUCACCAGAAAUAGUAGUAAACUUUUUGCCAGCUGUUUUAUGAAUUUGGACAUACAUGUAGUACUUUUUUCACAUACUGUUUUCACUUUCUAGGAUACUCUGUAGUAUUCAGACUACCAGUCUGUGUGUUAGUGAUGGGGAUUUUUCGGUGACUCUUCUGCAGGUUACAUUGUUAGGACAAUAGGUGGCAAGUAAUUGUCUUAAUUUUUCAUUCAACAAACGAAACACGUGAAAGUCUUAUGAGUCAUUGAAUUAUUCACUUAAGCCAUUCAUUUAAAAAAAAUAAAAAUAAUAAUAAUUACUAAGGGGCAAAACAGGUGACUAUGAAUGAGUUACUGUAAUUUACUCAACCUACACUAUUUAUUCAAAAACACAGAAUCAUUUAGGAACAAAACACUGCUACUGCGUGUUGGGAUUCGGAUUUGGCUGCGUUUGCAACUAUUUUUUUGGUGGAUGAACAAUAGACAAAGUGACUGUUUGUCUCUAAAAUGUAAGUUACUUGAUAUUAACUUUGUAACACUUUAUUUUAAGGAGCACUAUUAACUGGCAUGGAUAUUACUAGCAUAUUGGCUGUUUAUUAGUACUUAAAAAGCACAUAUUAAUGCCUUAUUCUGCAUGACCAUAAUUUAGAUUUAACAAUUUAACAACUACCUUACUAACUAUUAAUAUACUAGCACUAGUAAUAGUUAGUUAACCAUGAGAUUUGGAACUUAAAAUAUAGUGUGCUAGAAAAAAAAAAAAAAAAAAAAAAAAACCUUAGAAACAGCUCAGCUCAAGAUGUUUUUGCAUUGGUAAAGGAGGCUUGGAUGCAUCUUCUGAACUAGUAAUAAAAUAUCCUGAAUAUGUGGCACAGGAAUAUACAGCCAUAUAUAGCCAUAAUUAGUGGAUGUGAUAGACUAUUGUAAACUGAGCUGAUUUCUUUUGUGCUUUAUGGUGACUCCAUGUGAAACAUACUUGUUGGUUCAGAAGGCCCUACUUUGCAUUUCAGUCAUUUGAAUAGGUCUGGUUCCUGAAUCAAGAUGCAUGUGAGGUUAGUUUGCCUGAAGUUUUAACUUCACAAACUGAGACGUCAAUAACAAAUGCUUGGCCGCAGUUUGAAAGGAGCUAUUUGGGUUGGCAUGUGUAACUAAUCUGCUUUGGCAUGAAAUGGCUUUGAUACUUUUCACCUGAGAAAUCUACUUUGAGCCUGUCAGACUAAAGUUCAGGUUCCUGAAGAGAACACCAGACCCUUAAACCCACCACCACAACAAGCGCCUCAGCCCGGAAAACACAGAAAACCCAUGACUCCUCCAAAGACUCAGAAAGUGAAAAGGCCAAACAAAAAAAAGAUCAUCAUUACUGUCCUGAUAGUGGUGGUCGUACUGGCCAUUGUGGCUGUGGCUGCGUUCUUCAUCAAGCAGUUGAUCGAGAGCAAGUAUUAUUUUUGCUCCAAGUCGGUGAAGUUCAUUCCGCUAGAAAAGGCCUGUGAUGGGAAGGAGGACUGCAGUGGAGCGGAGGACGAGUCAAUCUGCGUCACAAAGUUUGGAGCCAACUCCACCUUCCCCUUACGGCUGAUCUCAACCCGUAAUGUGCUGCAGAUAUUCAGGCCUGAUGAGAAUAAAUGGAAAAGUGUAUGUGCAGACAGCUUCACCCAACAACAUGCUGAAACUGCAUGCCAACAGCUGGGUCACUCAGAUAAACCCACUUUCAGCACAGUUCAGGUGGGUAUUUUGCCAUCUGAUCUGAAGAUGUCUUUCUGUAUGGUGGGCUCAUCUAAACCCCAAACCUUCCAGCUGACCGUAUCAGAUCUUAAGUUAUGCAGUCAGGGAGCAGUCGUCACGUUAACAUGCUCAGCAGGGUGUGGGUUGUCCAGAAACCAGGACCGGAUUGUAGGCGGACAGGAUGCUAUCAUUGAGAACUGGCCGUGGCAGGUCAGCCUGCAGAGCGUCGGCCAGCACACCUGUGGAGGGUCACUGGUGUCUCCAAACUGGGUCGUGACUGCGGCCCACUGCUUCAACGGGGAGGGUAAGAAGGCUCUGAUAAGAUGGAAGGUGGUCUCUGGAAACACGUAUCUGGGCUCUGCUGGAGCUUCUUCUGUGGACAAGGUCAUCGUUCACAGAGAAUACAGUCAAGGACGCAACGACUACGACAUUGCCAUGAUACGACUCCAGUCUCCCAUCACUGUGGGAGAGUCUCGCAGGCCAGUAUGUCUGCCACCUCAAGAUCUUGGCCUCAAAAAUGGAGACAACUUAGUUGUGAGCGGCUGGGGUCAUACGACAGAAAAAGGGAAUUUGUCUCCGAAAUUACAAAAGGCUCAGAUCCCUCUGAUAGGCAGAGCCCAGUGCUUAAGUUCGUACGGCUCUUCUGUCACUCCCAGGAUGAUCUGUGCUGGUUAUCUGACAGGAAAAGUGGACGCGUGCCAGGGUGAUAGCGGCGGUCCUUUGGUGUAUUCAUCUGGCCGCUGGAUGUUGGUGGGUGUUGUGAGCUGGGGUGUAGGUUGUGCCAGAGAAAAUAGUCCUGGUGUUUACACCAACAUGGACCAGAUGCUCGACUGGGUCCAUUCGGUCAUGCAGGAGUACCAGUGAGUCUAGGAUGGAGAGAAAAACCAAAAAACCUCAGCACAGAUUCACAAAGAUCUUCAGUUCUCAAAAAGAAGAUAUCCUAUUGAAGAUUUACUGAUUUACAUAAAUUUGUGGAGAAAUCGCUGUGGGAGUUUUACUCAGGGUCUUAAAAUGCCAUGAGAAAGAUUUUGCACACUAAAAUAUAUCAUGUAUGUAUAUAAUGAGAACACCUAUGCUAUCUUUUGUGGAUCUACUACUUUUUUGGGACAUAGCAAUGCAAUCUUUAAAUAACAGUUUUGUCAUUAUUUACUCAUUCUCAUUGCUCCGAAGCAGAAUGACUUUCUUUACUUUGUGGAAAACAAAAUAAUAUGUUUAGAAGUAUGUUCAUGCUGCUCUCCUCCAAAGAGCAAAAACGGAUUACUUUAAUUACUAUGGUGCCUUUAAAACACUUAACAAGUCAUACACAUAAUAUUAAAUUUAGAAUGACAUGUUAUGCCAUCAGUUAUAGAGGCCAAAUCUUUUUUAAACAGACUGGGAUUAAGAGCUCAAAAUCAGAGUGACACCUGUAUUUAACAGCCGUGUG
Cyprinus carpio (common carp) is the source of this 3617-nucleotide messenger RNA. Its product is annotated as transmembrane protease serine 4-like. Gene Ontology annotation, molecular function: serine-type endopeptidase activity; protein binding. Gene Ontology annotation, cellular component: membrane. The record is from RefSeq and is a predicted model, not a curated record. Gene Ontology annotation, biological process: proteolysis. NCBI's taxonomy places the organism in Eukaryota, Metazoa, Chordata, Actinopteri, Cypriniformes, Cyprinidae.